UCCAUUUUCAUGGCUAGUCUUCGAGAUAUUGGGGUUUCAGCACUUCUUAACAUAAUCAGCGCCUUCGUCUUCUUACUAGCUUUUGCUCUUCUCAGAAUCCAACCCAUUAAUGACAGAGUUUAUUUCCCCAAAUGGUAUCUUGUUGGGGCAAGAACCAGUCCUACACACACUGCAAAUCUCGUCGCUAAGUUCGUCAAUCUUAAUUACAAGACUUAUCUUACUUUCCUUAACUGGAUGCCUCAAGCUUUACGUAUGAAGGAGCCUGAGAUUAUCGAUCAUGCUGGCCUUGAUUCUGCUGCUUUCUUGAGGAUUUACGUUCUUGGCAUAAAAAUUUUCGGGCCGGCCGCUAUUGUGGCAUUCUUGGUUCUUAUUCCGGUUAAUGUAACGGGUGGGCUGCUGUUUUUCCUCAGCAAAGAUUUGGUCAUCAGCGACAUCGAUAAGCUUUCGAUAUCAAAUGUUCAACCUAAAUCUCCAAAAUUUUUUGCGCACAUAUCGAUGAUGUAUUUGUUCACAUUUUGGACAUGCUACAUGCUCUACAAGGAGUACGAUGUGGUAGCAUUAAUGAGAUUGAACUUUUUGGCUUCAAAAAGUAGGCGAGCCGAGCAAUUUACGGUCUUGGUUAGAAAUGUACCCCAUGUGCCUGACCGUUCUAUUUCGGAUACUGUGGAUUUCUUCUUUAAAAAAAAUCACUCGAAUCAAUAUCUUUGUCACGAGUCCGUCUACAAUGCAAACAAGUUUGCAAGAGCGGUAAGAAAAAGACAAAAGCUGCAAAAUCGGUUAGACUACAAUCAUCUUAAGUUUGAAAGACGUCCGCACAAACGACCAACAAAAAAGACGGGCUUCCUUGGACUUUGGGGCAAAGAAGUAGAUUCCAUUGAAUACUAUCAACAACAGAUUAAAGAGCUCGACGAAAAGUUAAUGAUGGAGCGCCAGAGAAUUUUCAAAGACCCAAAAUGCAUCAUGCCAGCUGCAUUUGUAUCAUUCAACUCUCGGUGGGGUGCGGCCGUGUGUGCUCAGACACAGCAAAGCAAAAACCCGAUUCUAUGGUUGACAGAGUGGGCCCCUGAACCUCGAGAUAUUUACUGGAAAAAUCUUGCCAUACCCUUUGUUUCUUUAAGCAUCCGUAGACUAGUUAUAUCGUUAGCAGUCUUUGCUCUAGUGUUCUUCUACAUCAUACCCAUCGCAUUUGUUCAAUCGCUCGCCAAUCUUGACGGUCUUGAAAAGGUCGUCCCUUUCCUCAGGCCCGUUAUUGAAUUGAAAUUUAUCAAGUCUUUUCUUCAGGGUUUUCUUCCGGGUCUUGCUCUAAAGAUUUUUCUAUGGCUUCUUCCCGGUCUUCUUAUGACUAUGUCAAAACUCGAGGGUCACGUUGCGUUUUCCGUAUUGGAAAGACGGACAGCAGGAAAAUACUACUUUUUCAUGCUCGUGAAUGUUUUCUUAGGGAGUAUCGUAACCGGAACUGCAUUUGAGCAGCUCGAUUCUUUCCUUCACCAAUCACCCACCCAGAUUCCGAGGACCAUUGGGGUAUCGAUCCCAAUGAAGGCUACUUUCUUCAUCACGUAUAUAAUGGUUGACGGGUGGGCGGGCAUGGCCGGAGAGAUUCUCCGGUUGAAGCCUUUGAUCAUGUUUCAUAUCAAGAACAUGUUGAUUGUAAAAACCGAAAGAGAUCGACAAAAAGCAAUGAAUCCCAAGAGCAUAGAUUUCCCGGAGGCUAUUCCUUCUCUUCAACUAUACUUCCUCAUGGGCGCCGUGUAUGCUGUAGUUACCCCCAUCCUUCUUCCUUUUAUACUCAUCUUCUUUGCGUUUGCAUACUUCGUUUAUCGUCACCAGGUUAUUAACGUGUACCACCAACGAUACGAGAGUGCUGCUGCAUUCUGGCCACAUGUUCAUACUCGGAUAUUAGCGAGCUUGUUGAUAUCUCAGAUUCUUUUGUUGGGACUGCUUAGCACAAAAAAGGCUGUAAAUUCUACCCCUUUGCUUGUUGUCUUACCGGUUUUGACAAUAACGUUCCACAAGUACUGCAAGAACCGCUUCGAACCUGCUUUCCGAAAAUACCCUCUCGAGGAAGCAGUGGAGAAGGACACACAAGAUGAAGCUUCAGAACCUGAAAUCGACAUGAAAUCUUACUUAUCUGAGGCCUAUUUACAUCCGGUUUUACGUUCGUUUGAAGAAAUCGAGCUAGUUGAGGUCAAAGUUGACAAUAAGCGAGCCCACGUCCCGAGUCAACUAGCCAUCGAACCUGUUUCUGGGUCCCAUUCCACCGAACCGGCUUCCGGUUCCCAUUCAAACAGAGCAUCUCCUAACGUGCAGCAUCUUGAAGUAGUAGUCGAACAACACGAGAUUGUAUACAAGAAGCAACACGAAACGUCUAUUAAUGUGGGUGCGAUGCAUCAAUGAAACGCCGCACCCAAGCUAGAGUCUGACCCGAGCUAGAGUGUUUGAACAACGGCUAGAUGUAGCUUCUACAACCAUGGCUAACGCUAACGUGUUUUUAUAGCUGUGAGGUUUGUAGUUAACCAGUUUUAGAACUAUAGUGUUUUUGGCUAGUAAUGGUUUGCUAUCCUGAAUCAAAACCGAGCUAGAGUGUUUUAUUAUGUGUGCACAACGUGUAUGAAAUA
This is a messenger RNA of Cynara cardunculus var. scolymus (artichoke), 2615 nucleotides long. RefSeq names its product CSC1-like protein At1g32090. Gene Ontology annotation, molecular function: calcium-activated cation channel activity. Lineage: Eukaryota; Viridiplantae; Streptophyta; Magnoliopsida; Asterales; Asteraceae. Gene Ontology annotation, cellular component: plasma membrane. The transcript has 11 exons. Bases 10 to 2394 code for a protein of 794 amino acids. The record is from RefSeq and is a predicted model, not a curated record.